Closterium sp. NIES-65 is the source of this 264-nucleotide messenger RNA. The record is from the annotation of a GenBank genome assembly. NCBI's taxonomy places the organism in Eukaryota, Viridiplantae, Streptophyta, Zygnematophyceae, Desmidiales, Closteriaceae.
AUGACCAUUUUAUGCGUAGUGCCUGUCGUCAUGGGUCUUAUCCUCGUAGCUGCGGCCGUCUUCCAAAAAACGGGCACUAGCGACGUGCAAUCCUGGCCGUCCAGUAGUGAAGGGGACGAAGCAGACCCGUACGAGAAGAUGCAAGCAGAACACAUGGACGACAUGGAUAACGAGGAGGCUGAUAUCGAGGACUUGGAGAAUGGCGAGGAGGGCCUUACGCGACCAGCUUACUCCGACCCUUAUCCUAGAUGCGUCACGCGAUAG